Sitodiplosis mosellana (orange wheat blossom midge) is the source of this 6017-nucleotide messenger RNA. Its product is annotated as dentin sialophosphoprotein. NCBI's taxonomy places the organism in Eukaryota, Metazoa, Arthropoda, Insecta, Diptera, Cecidomyiidae. Bases 1538 to 4717 code for a protein of 1059 amino acids. The record is from RefSeq and is a predicted model, not a curated record. The transcript has 6 exons.
GCAGUCAGACAGCGGUAGCCGAAGGGAGUUCGAAAACACAUACACAACAUAGCAUAGCACAGCAAACCAAAACAUACUCAGAGCACACAUCAAGCGUACGAAAAAAUCGUCUCGUAUUUACACUUGGUUAUUGUCAUUUUUUGAUACAACUGUUCAGUCGGAUUUUCAAACUCGCACACGUUGUUAGCCGUUUUCACUUUCGACGGCAAGCCGCUUAACAGAAAUCCAUAACAUAAUUUUACCGUAGCUCAUGUAAAACGAACGGAAAAAUGUACGAAUUCUACGUGCUUUUAUAAGCAAAGAAGAAUCAUUCUUUUCACAUAUUUUUUUUUUGUUUCUGUGUUAAUUUUUAUUUAAGAGAAAAAAAAAAUUUGUUAACAAAAUCAAUCAAGUUGUUCUUGCACCCAGUUGAUAAAAAUCGUAGAUUGUUGUGUUAUAUUUAAAUUGAAAAAAAAAAAACGAAUUUGUUUUUUAUUGAUCGUUGAUUGACCUUGCUCGCUGCCACUACACUUUGUCCAUACAUUUGAAUAGAUUUCUAUAAUAAAUAUUGACAAUUUCAUGAAUUUAUAAGAAUAAAAUUGUUGGUAAAAGCAAAAUUUAAUCGGACAUACGCAGCUUAAAGAAAGCAAGUGCAAAUGGUCUAUUCAUUGAACUAAAGCCAAAAUCGAACUUUUGAUAUUCAGACAAAAAUUGUGCCGAACAUUUUUGUAGUGAAUGUGCAAAAUUAAAUUAUUCGAACGAAACAGAUCGAGAGAGAGAGAGAGAGAGAGAGAGAGAGAGAGAGAGAGCGAAAAAAAGAAGCCCUUUUCAAGUGCAGUGUGUGAGUGUGCGUUUCAAAUUUUAAUAUUGUAUAGUGAAUUGCCAGUCCAAGCAGAAAAGUGAUCAACCGGAAAAAAGAGUAAAAUUUGUGCUGCAAUCACGCGCCACUUCCUAAUUCUUUGUAUUGCAUUCUCUCAAAUCGAUUUGGUUUUUCUACCCAAGAGGGAAAAAUCAAAACAAUCGAAAACAACAAACGAAUUAAUAAAUCAAUUUUUCGACGGUUUUUAUUUUAAUUGUUGUUGUUGCGAAAUGAACAUUUUUUGUGAAUAAUUUUCAUCAUUACAUCGCAAAGCAGUCAGAGGACGACGACAGAAUAAAAACCAAACGACGCUACACUGAAAUACAGUGUGCAGUAAAAACAGAGAAAAAAAAAUUUGUUCAACGCAAAUUGUGUGCAUACAGUUAUAGCUCUGAAGACACGAAUUCAGCUAAACCGGAGGUUUAACAUGAGCAGAAUAUAUGCCUCGAAACUAAAACACCGCAGACAAAAGAUCUAAAUCAUAUUUUGAAAGUGAUUCAAAGUGCGCAGAACAUAGUAGGGCAACAUUGUUUUGUGGUUUUGUUUUUGUUUUUUUUUGCUCGAUUGCAAAAAGUCAACGUCAUCAACUUGGAUAUUAUUUUGAGGUAUUUAACGAAGAGAGUUUCGCAUAAUUGGCAAACAACCGAUUAAAAACACACAAACACACCACAUUUAAACCACGUAUCCAAGACGAACCAAAUGAAUCAUCGCACCCACUCAGGAAGCUCACCUACGGUCAUUACGAAUCCAAAUGCUUUUGACAGUAGUAAUUCCGUCACAAAAAAUAGGAUAUCGACGGCAUUCCCAGCGAAUAAAAACAAUCAUCAACGAUUGAAUGCACCGAAAAGUGCGAAUUCAUCGGAUCGAUCAAGUGGCACGAAUAAAAAUCCAUUGAAAAUCGAUUUCGAUGCACUCGAAUCCAUACCAUUUGACGAUGUGACGACUGAUGAUACAUAUCCAGAUGCUAUCAUUGGAUCAACCACAAAUCCCAAUAACCACGAUAGCAACGCUCACAUAUCGGCUGUUUUUAAAAAAUUAACCACAUACUUUUCCCAAUCAUCACACAAAACGCUUACUAAUUUAAAGAUCAAUAAUAAUCGUACAAGUAGCAGUCGUAAAUGUAAUUUAACGAAUAAGCCACGUUUGGGUGAUCAUAAGUUUAGCUGUAAUCAAAAUAGCACUGAUAAUUGUGCCGUAUUCGAGAACUGUAAUACUAUUGCUUCGUUGCCGGUGUCAUUGAAUAGGAGUGAGUGCAGCAGAGAUGACACAUCGUCAUUGCCCAGUGACAAGCAAACGCCUUUUGUGACAACCACAUUGCACACGAAGAAAUCGACAAAUCUUCACCAUUCUAGUGAUAGAAUUAGUGUGAGCAAUAAGAUUAGCGUAAGUGCCAAUGCCAUGUGUCGUGCUGACGAUAGCUAUGCACUCGAUGGCCGAAACAUGACCAUUGCCACAUCAACGAUGCCAUCAUCCAACACCCAAUCCACCAAUAAUCGAACGAAAAACCUGAAGACCACCAUUGAUGGUCUACAAACCGGUGAAACAUUUUCAUUACCGCGGGUUAUUUUAAGACAAAGUUUUGCCUCACCGACAGCCAGUAAUGGAAACCCCCGGAAAAAUGUUAGCAGUAGCAAACGAAGUAAUCCAUCAAUUGUGGAUCGUAGUCGUCGUCGUCAUUCGUUCGGCGAACAAGAGCAAGUGCCAGCGUCACACUAUUCGACCGAGAAAAGUGGAUCGUCUGGUUAUUACAGUUCAAAUGUGUACUCAACGAGUUCCGUUGAAGAUCACAUUUACAGCGAGCCCGUCAUCAAUGACAUCACCGAUAGUAAUCGACGCCGCAAGUUCGACCAAAAACUUGACCAGCAAAUUGGUUUGGCGAACUUGGAAAAGAGUAUCAAAACAUUGGAAAAGCAUUUAAAAUGUUUGAAUAAAACAAAUAAUAAAGCAGUUCCUACUGGUGAACAGCCGCAGAAAACACAAGAGCCGAUUCAGGAAUCGACGCCGAAAACCAAUGGCAGUGUGGAUGAACCAACCAAACGAUUGCCCACUAUUGUUGAAGGAAUGGAUAACAACGCAUUGGGAUUGGUGUCGUAUGGACGAACUGAUAUCGAGACUAAGAGAAGAAGCGAUUGGAAUGCAAAUACAAACGACGAUUCAUUCAUGGAUUUGGACUUGGAUACAUUUCUGUUGAUCGAUGAAACGCGAGACAAAAAGAAUAAAUCUAGUUUCAGUCAGACUCGUGGCGAGGGUAUUGAAAAUCCGACAUUCCAAUCAGACAAUGAACAUGAACACGACCAAGCUGACAGUGGACAAGAAGUUGACGAUGACGACGACGACGAUCGCAACAGCGACAAUGAUGAUAAUGGUGGUGACGGUGACGAGGAUGGGCACAGCCAUACCGAUAAUGGAGGUGACAAUUGCAAAACAACCGCCCGAAACAGUGAUGAAAAUAACUACAAGUGCACGAAAUAUAUCAAUUCAUGCCCGGACGAUGCUUACAAUGUUGAUGAAAUUACCGACUACAAAUAUGAGCAGCAUCACUUCCAUUCAUUUCUAAACAAUAAACUGAUGCCAUUCUAUAUGAGAAACAUCGAAGAUCAAUUGAACCAUCAAAACACCAAAGACAUUUUAGAAGAGAUUCGCGAGAAAUUGGCCGUGCUAAUGAAACCAAGCAGCGAUUCUGAGCACGAGAGCUCAGCCGAAUCGGACGGCAUUAGUUCAUCGAAGAGUAAUUCAAAAACGGUUUCACUGAUGCGUAAUAUCACCGCAUUGAAACUGGAUGUUGACAAUUACCUCGUUAUGAUGAACCAACAAAAUGAACUUGAAAUCAGAGCAUUUUGCUCGGGACUGUCAAAAAACUAUAAACUGCUGACGAUGCAACAUGCACUGGAUAACCGCACAAGACGACCCAAACUGUCGACAUCAGACAUCGGAUCAGAGGUGUACAGUAACAGUAACAUUAACAGUAACAGUAACAGCAGUAGUAGUAGUCAUCAUCAUCAAUCGCAAGAUCGACGACGACGACGAUUGAAAAACCAGAUGAAACGCAAUCAGGGUACCAAAAAUCAGAUGCGAACAUGGAAGAAUCAAUCAAAAAUACUGCUAAAUACGUACGAAAAUGAUUCGAUUCGAUGUAGUAGCAGCGAUAGUAAUUUUCAACUGCAGCGACGUCAUUCGGAUUCGAUUUGUUCUAGCUGGGAAGACAGCCAACAGAUUAUGACGACAAGUAGCAGUGGACGAGGCAGUAGUGGUAGUGCACAUAGUGACAAUAGCAUCGGAAACGAAGUUAUUAUUCCAAUUGAAGUAGAAACGUUGUUGAAUACAUCGAAUCGAGAUGCGACCCGUUUAUCGACACCUGUAUCGAAUGAUGCAUCUGAAUCGAGUACAUCGAUCGAAUUGAGUACAUCUAUCGAAUCGACUUCGGUUUCGGUUUCUGUCCCAUCAAGUAAUGGCCAUAUUGAAAAUAAUUUGGCAAUGCAACAGCCAUCGCUGGUCGUCGUUGACAAUGCAAAAGAUGUGACAAACGAUGAAAAAGACAUUAUGUUGGAGUGGCAUCGAAAUAAGCCCAGCAUUUGGCAGCAAUACUAUGGAAGCAAGCGUCUUAAAUAUAGUAACAUGGUGAAAAAGAUCAAAGGAAAAUUUGAUGUGAAUACGGCUGUGAUGUCCUAUCCGUCAACUCGACCGGAAACCGAUUUUACAUUGGACGUACCACGUGCGGAGCAGUUACGCAUCAAAAUGCAGCAAGAGAAGAAAUUUCGAUGUCGAUGUCGUUUCAUGCUGGCAUUCUUUAGUUUGGCAUUCUUUUUGAUGACCGUCGUGAUAUUUAGUUUGAUGUUGAGCCGAGGGAAGCGUAUGUUUGGCAGCAUGGUGACGCUCUGACAAACCAUUCGGAGGAUAAACUAUUUUAUUAUUUAAUUCGAUAUUGAUCUGUUAUAAAUAUCUCCCAUAAUCAAACCAUAGAUUUAGAACAAAAACCAUUUAGUGUUUGAAGACAAAAAAAAAAGCGAAAAACCGGUGGGAAAUUUUUUUUCCCUGCAAAAAAGGCAAUAUGAAGACGCCAAGCGCAUCAUCAAAAACUUCAAGUUACUGAACCCUGACACUGGCUCUGAACCGAGAGCCAAUGUGACGGGAUAUUAUUACCAAAUAGGAACAUCAUAGUAAUUUAUAGACGAAUCGAAAGGAAAACCAACUUAUAAAAAUGCAUGGCAAUAUUAUUUAAUUGAUUUAAAUUAUGAAUUCAAAUGUUUUUUUUUCUCGUUUAGACUUAAGGAAAUACAGACCGGCGCAUAUUGUGAAAAAUGUAUGGCAUACAAAAAAUGUUGACGCCAAGGAUUGAUUUUUUUUGUAGUAAAAAAAAUACCAAGAAUUUUAUGUUGAUUUUGUCUGUGGCUUUGGUAAAUUGUGAUGCCACUUUUACGAAAUACAUAGAUUAUGAGUGCAUUUUUACGCGCUAAAUUCCAAUAAACAUUACAGUUUUUUUCAAUGAUUUUUUUUUACUUUUUAAUUAGCCGGGUGUUCUGUCACCCUGAACAAAGCGCAUCCAAUGAAUAAUUUUCAAUCAUUGCUUCCUUAUUGCGAUUGUAUUGUAUUUACCAUUUUUUUAUUUAAUUUGUAUACGUGUUUUAAUUGGUAUAUUGAUUAUUUUAUAUAUGAAAUCCGCCGAAAAAUGUUUACCAGGCAAUUUAUAGUUACUGCAGAAAAAUUCUAAUCAUUAGGACUAUAGAUUUAGCGAGAGAGAAAUAAAAAGUGUGUGCAUUUGUUAGUUUCCGAUGAAUUAUGGCCGGUUCAUCGAAACGUAAGGAAAAAAAAGGGUAAUCGUUAGUCGUGCUUUGAUCGCAAAGCAUGGCAAGGAAUGUGUGAUUUUUUUUAAUGGUUUUUUGUAUGCUUGUGUGUGCGCUUGUGAACUGAGAUAAAGUUAGAAAACAGAAGAAAAAAACCAAGUAGCAAACAUUUCAUUUAGCAGUAAAUUGUAGAAAUUAAGAGCAGAAACUGCAAUCACUAUUGAAUAAAAUCAUUGAUUUAUUGAAUUUUGGCAUGAAUUAUAGCUACGACACAAAAAUAUACACACAAAAGAUAGAUAAAAUGACAGAUAAGAGGGAAUGAAUGUGCUUUAUGUCGAUAAUAAAUUAUUAAUCUAUAAAAAUUAUCUAAGGAAUAAAUAAUUUCAUUCCAAAACUAA